Ailuropoda melanoleuca (giant panda) is the source of this 1270-nucleotide messenger RNA. RefSeq names its product phosphatidylinositol glycan anchor biosynthesis class L (gene PIGL). The transcript has 7 exons. Gene Ontology annotation, molecular function: N-acetylglucosaminylphosphatidylinositol deacetylase activity. Gene Ontology annotation, cellular component: endoplasmic reticulum. The record is from RefSeq and is a predicted model, not a curated record. The coding region runs from base 50 to 808 and encodes 252 amino acids. NCBI's taxonomy places the organism in Eukaryota, Metazoa, Chordata, Mammalia, Carnivora, Ursidae.
GGUAUGCGGCAGCCUUCCUCCUGCGCAGGCGCACUGGCGCUUGGAGAGGAUGGAAGCCGUGGUGUUUCUAUGUUUGGGAGCUGCGGUCCUAGCCUGGGGCUUCCUCUGGGUUUGGGACUCCUGGGAAAGAAUGAAGAGUCAGGAGCCGGCUGGCAUCCCGGAAGGUGGAAGCAGGACCCUCCUAGUGAUCGCGCACCCCGACGACGAAGCCAUGUUCUUUGCUCCCACUGUGCUAGGCUUGGCCCGCCUGAGGCACCGGCUGUCGUUGCUCUGCUUCUCUGCAGGAAAUUACUACAAUCAAGGGGAGAUGCGUAAGAAAGAACUUUUGCAGAGCUGUGAUGUUUUGGGGAUUCCACCCUCCAGUAUAACGAUUAUUGACAACAGGGAUUUCCCAGAUGACCCAGGUGUGCAGUGGGACACAGAGCUUGUGGCUAGCGUCCUCCUCCAGCACAUAGAAGCGAGCAGCAUCAACCUGGUGGUGACUUUCGACGCAGGAGGAGUCAGUGGUCACCGCAAUCACGUUGCUCUGUAUGCAGCUGUGAGGACCCUGCAUUCAGAAGGGAAGUUACCUAAAGGGUGCUCCGUGCUCACCCUUCAGUCGGUCAAUGUGUUGCGCAAGUACAUCUCCCUUCUGGACCUGCCCUUUUCUCUGCUUCAUACCCGGGAUGUCCUCUUCGUGCUCACCAGCAAAGAAGUGGCACAGGCCAAGAGAGCCAUGUCCUGCCAUCGCAGCCAGCUGCUCUGGUUUCGCCGCCUCUACGUGCUCUUCUCCAGGUACAUGAGAAUCAACUCCCUGCACUUCCUCUGAAGCCUUGAAGAGUCUUCUGAUCCAAGGAACGCAAGGAGAAGCAAAGACUGGAAAGCCUGGGGCCGGGCCUUGAGCUGGCCGAUCACCCUGGACCAAAGGAGAUCCCCUUGUGGGGAGGCCUUCCAGGGCUCUGCGGGCCCGCGCUGUGAGGCUCUAACGAAAGGGGGGCCAUGCAGGCCAAUGGGUUGUCCCAAUGUUGGCUUCUUCCUCUGGGGAAAAAACCCCACAGCAGCACAAGCCAAACAAACCCAAGGAUGAUAACAGCCAGCCUGCUAGCUUCUCACGUUCUCCUGAGAAACAGGUUACAUAAAGGCACGAUGUAGGUCAGGCGCCUAGCACAGACCUGCUGAUUGUAAAUGCUCCGAAACGUGCUCUGGAAUCGCUGUGCAGGUGCCGCAGGCGGUAUUUUUAUGUUGUUUCCAAAGCAGGCUCGCCAAACACACACACACACACACACACACA